AUGCUGGCUUCCCGUGCACUUUUGGUCGGAAGACUGCUGGCUCGUGGAGUCGCUGCCAAGAAGGUGAACCCCACUGGCCUUCGCAACCAGAUCGUACGCCAUGGACACGACUGGUCUUAUCGAGUAAAUGGUCCGAAGCCGGAGUUGCUGGCUCGGGUUGGUGCGCAAGUUGCCGGAGGUUUCAUGUGGUGGUGGAUUCUUUGGCAUCUGUUCCACGAAUACGAACACAUUACGGGUGAAUUCGAAUAUCCCGAUCCGUCUUCGUGGACCAACUCUGAGCUGGGUAUACCGUCAAGUGAUUUGGACGAGUAA
Molecule: messenger RNA, 312 nt
Organism: Anopheles marshallii
Lineage: Eukaryota; Metazoa; Arthropoda; Insecta; Diptera; Culicidae
Product: NADH dehydrogenase [ubiquinone] 1 beta subcomplex subunit 2, mitochondrial-like
Exons: 3
Coding region: 1-312 (103 amino acids)
Cellular component (GO): mitochondrial inner membrane
Source: RefSeq, a predicted model, not a curated record